Cavenderia fasciculata is the source of this 2556-nucleotide messenger RNA. RefSeq lists its product as uncharacterized. The transcript has 6 exons. Bases 1 to 2556 code for a protein of 851 amino acids. NCBI's taxonomy places the organism in Eukaryota, Evosea, Eumycetozoa, Acytosteliales, Cavenderiaceae. The record is from RefSeq and is a predicted model, not a curated record.
AUGAUAUUAUCUGUCUGUCUAUAUAUUUUGGAUAGUUUUGGUUCUGGAAUAAAAAAUGAUAUUAUUUUAAUGGAUAAUGGGUUCGACAAUGAGAAGCAAAGAUAUUUAGAGAAUAAUAAUAAUACCCAUCAAUUAAUCUCCCAUUAUUAUUACUAUCAAAUCUUAUUUGUACAAACCCCCUUUUUCACCUCCACCACGGCAGCGCAUUCUAUUAUUUUCUUUUUCUGUUAUUUACCAGUUUACACUCUUUUCUCUCUCUCUAACCACAACACAUUCAUUAUUCCGUUCCGCCUGUAUAAUAAUAAUAACAAUAAUAAUAAUAAUAAACAUUAUCCUAGAGUAAUCGUUGUAGUAGAGUAUAGUAGUAAAAUAGUAGUAGUUGUAACUAGUAAUAAUAACAAAGACAGAGAACAACAACAUGUUUUGAUAAGAGAUAAUAUAAUCACACGCUAUCAAUCUACUUCACCUUCAUCUUCUCCAGUGCCAAUCAACAAUAAUAACAAUAAUAAUAAUAACAACGCAAGCACUACUAAUCAUAUUAUCAAAAAGCAAAGAAUCGAAUUAUCAUCAUCCUCUUCAUCACCAUCAUCAUCCUCAUUGUUACUUAAUAACCCAUACCAAAGCUAUUUACCGAUUAUCGCCAACAUCAAUAAGGAUCAAUUACAACAACAACAACAAGAUGGAUACAAUGGACAAUUAUUAAAUAUUUUGAAUCCCGUUCAAUCGGAAUGUUUAAUUGACGAUGACAGCGACUCUGACAAUGACCACUCUUUACCAACCUUUAAACAAUUUGAGUCACGAUUGUCUACUACCACGUCCACCGGUACCAAACCAUCGCCAUUGUCAUCAUCUGCUUCACCAUCUUUUAUCUUCAAGAGCCACGAUUCUUCGCCAUGUUCAUCACCCUCUCUUCCAGUCGUCGUUGAUAAUAGCCAACAACAACAUCAAUCAUUGUCACCUUCACCAAACAACAAGCAACAAAUCUAUCAAUGGAUGCAAGAGUUGGUUGACCUCAAGAGAAGAGAAUCCAUCCUACUUGACAAUAUCAAAAACUUUACUCAACACUCUACCUCUUCCCCCUCCUCCUCCUCUUCAUCGCCAUCAUCCUCAACUGCCUCUGUUGCUGCAUCACCAACUGUCACCACUGCCACCAAUAUGAUUAUUGAAGACCAUAGUUCAGAUGACCAUCAAGUUGAAUACCAUAACCACCGUUUAUUAACUCCAAGAGACAAAUUAACUAUUCAACAUCAACCAUCAGAUUCAGUAGUAUGCCAUAGAUAUAUUCAUCCAUCACCAACAUUGAUGGUUGACCAAGAGUUGAUCAACAAUCGUACUGUUGGCAGCGCAUUGGUUGUCCAGGUAUCUUUGGUUUACAACUCUACCUACAAGCAAGUCAGUGCCAAGCAAUCGGAUGGCAAACAAGAGGUACUCCAGGGCAUCAAGUCGUUGAUGGUCGAUCGCACCGGUCUCGUCGUCUUUAACAAGCUCAAGGUCAGUGAAGUCAGCUCCAAGCAUCUCCACCAAUCCUUCUGCCUUGUCUUUGCCUUGUGUGAGGUGUUUAACGACGGUCGUGCCAACCAAGAAGUAUCGUCGGUCACCUCAAGCUCGUUCCACGUCCUCUCUAGAAACAAUACCAACAACAAGCGUAAAAAGGACGACCAAGACAACUCUUCUGAUCUAUCUGACGGCGGCAACGACCACACCUCGUCACCUUCAUCACCAUCACAACCCAUCCAUCUUGCCUCACUCUCUCCAAUGAGUUCAUCAGGUGCCUCUCAAAGUACCUCAUCCUUUUCAUUGAUGGCUAGUAACGAUGAAAUGAACUCGUCCUCUUCCUCCUCCCCAUCUCCACAACAACCAUCAGUCUCAUUACAACACUCUUUAUCAGAAACAACUACUCCAUCACAACAACAACAACAACAACCAUCAAACAAUGAUCCAAACUAUAUUGAUAUUACCGAACUGUUGGUACUUCCACAAAAGGAGGCAGCUUCACGUCUUGGUAUUUCAGAGUCAAUGUUGUGCAAGCGUUUCAAGGAAUGCACUCGUCGUAAAUGGCCAUACCGUUACUUGAGAAAGAUUGACAAGGUCAUCAAGAUCAUCACCUACCAACACGGUACCGAUAUCCCCAAGGAGGAAAAGGACAAGUUUGACAAGUUGAUGGCCGAACGUGAAGAAUGUCUCCGUCCCGUCAAGAUUAGAAUCACCGGUUGUCUCGAAAAGGAAGACGAGACGGGCUCACCCAUCUAUGUCAAGGCUCUCUCCUCUUCUGCCUUUUCUCACAUCCACCCCAAUCUUGUUGUUUCAAGUGGCGGUCUAUCCACUGCCACUGCUACCGUCGCCACCACCACCACCAAUGUCAAGUCACAAAUCCACAGCAUCAUCAACUCGGAUGAUGACGAUGAUCAAGACAUGUCAGACGACAACACACCCAUCAAGAACCAACAACCCUUUAAAAACUCUGUGUUUGCCUCUGCUGCUGGAGGAGACGGCAAUCACGGACUCGAAAACAUCCUAGAGACGUUAGAGAUGCUCAAGCACCAUGCCCGUCAAUAA